CUUGUCAAGGCAAAACUCUACGAAACGUAUAACAAAAUAUGUAUACAAAACACAUCUAAACAGCAAAUACAAAACUACGACACUUUUCAUUACGCCAAGAAUAUUUUAAUAAAGAAAAAUCUGAUCUUUGAACAGAAAUGGAGGAAGCCGUAGAAACCGUAGCUGAAGUACCUUCUACAGAGAAGGCUGCCGCAUCGGCAGAGAAUAUUACAAUAGAAUUAAUCGAUACUCCUAUUAUUGAACCAGAAGAUAGCCAAAAUGACAUACUGCCUAUAGAUGAUGAGGCACGGAAAUCACUCGAGGAACAGACCAUUGAGGCGGGUGCCGAAGGUGACUCGCAGCUCAGCGAGGAAGCUCUUGCCGAAUUGGAGAAAAAGAAAAGGAAAAAAAGACGCGAAGAGAAGCGCCUGGCGCACGAACGAUUGAGACUGCAUUACCAAGAUGAGACUGAAGGGCCUGCGAAGCCUGCAGAGUCUGCAGAGCCUGAAGAGUCGGAUGAGCCUAAAGGGAUGACGCGACUGCACAGAUCCAUAAGUAGAAUAUCCCUUAAAGAACAAACAUCUAUAGAAAUAGACGAAGAUGGCGAAAUGCGAACUUCAGCAUUACUAUCUGAGGAUAGGGACAAACAGGCUAUGGAUGAGCUCAAUUCGGGCGAGCCAUCAUCAUCGGACGAAGACGAUUAUGGGCGGCGUGCGGUUUCCGUGUCAUUUAAAGGUGAAUUCUUGCAAAAUUUCUUUUUCCCAAGCCUAUCGGAUAUUACGACCGAAUCAAGCGAAGAAUUAUUGUCGUUUCGUCGUAAACUUACGGGAGAUAGGGAUACGUCUGCUGUCGAUGAAGGCCAAUUUGUUGAUCCACUGACUGGCGAACCGAUACUGGAGCCCAUUCAACCAGAACCAGAAGAGGUCGCUGAAGAAGCAGAAGAGGAAUCAGUAGAAGAAUCGUCAUCGUCAACCAUCUCCUUUGAUUGGCCCUUUCCCUUAGGAGACGAAGAAGCGGCCCCGCCCGAAGCAGAUGCUACCGAAUAUGCUAUGGAAAUGUUAAUGGAGAUACGUACACCCAUUCGGGCUACAAGUGCCGCGUCGACAACAGCGCUAGAGGCUCAGCGCCAGGAACGCGAGAAUCGACAAGUUUGCAUAGAUUUUCUCUACUCAGCUAUCGACGAGGCUGUCGAUGCCGCCGAGUAUGUUGAUCCCGAUUUAGUACUCGAAGGCAGAUUGGAUAAACGGAAAUUAAUCAAGGAUCUGCAUCAAAUCAUUUCGGAAUACAUGGCCGCCAAGCAAUAUAAUACUGAUCUAUCGAACAAAAUGCACGAUUAUUAUCGUCGCGUUGGUCAAUUGCGUGGCUUUGAUAAGUUGCCCCCGGAGGUGGUGAAAGACGAAUUUCGGCGACAGAGGCACGCAUUGUAUCUGCUGGAUCAUUUUAAGCAGAAAGCUGUUGAAACGAAGAGAAUUAAUAAUUUGCUUUUGGCCAGCGUGGGAAUGGAUCUGAAUCAUGUGCGCAACAUAGCGUUGUCAUCGAACGAUUCACUGGAAUACUGCAUUCGUAAUACCCUGGCGCGCAAGGAUCUACAGGUUUUGCCUCGCAUUGUGGAGCAAGAGCUGCGACACAUGCAAAUCAUGCGCAAUGACAUUAGCGAUAAUCGCCUCUGGCUCAUAACCAGGAAACACACGCUGGGCAGAGUGAUCGAGCGCAAACGGAACUUUGAUCAAAUCACACCAGACUUGACCAUGGAUGAAUUUUUGAAUGCACAACGCGAUGUAAUAGCCCUGGGCACAAAGGUUGAAGAACGCAGUUAUGAUUUGAACCGAAUGCGUGAUCGUUGUACCAAGCACGUGCAUCAGUUGGCCUUUAUAAGGGAAAAGACGAGCAUGAUAUCGGCCACGUUAGUCAAUUACAAAUCCCAAUUGCGCCGCAUGGUCAGGAGACAAAACGAAAUGCGUGACAAGCUGUUCAAGGCGAAGCUGCAGCAUACCCGCCUAGUGGCCCAGACUAGGGAGCUGCAUGCGAAAUGUGGCUUGCUCUAUAAGCCAGCACUGUUGCAUGAUUUUGAUGAGACCGUGGACGCAGUCGAAAUCAAACGGCAGAAAGUCAAGCAAAAUAGGACUAUCGUUAGGGAACUGGAGGCACGCAUUGCCAAAUUCGAGGGACUGGCACGUUCCUCUAACAGGAAUAACAUUGAAAAAGGUUCGAAAUUUUUUCGCUGAGGAACCAUCCUCAGUACUACCAUUUUUAUAGACUUAUAGUUUUAUACGAGCUCUAGAGUCUACAUCUUCUAUAAUUAAUAUAAAUACAACAAAACCCAAUAAAAUCUUAAA
Molecule: messenger RNA, 2315 nt
Organism: Drosophila montana
Lineage: Eukaryota; Metazoa; Arthropoda; Insecta; Diptera; Drosophilidae
Exons: 3
Coding region: 138-2204 (688 amino acids)
Biological process (GO): cilium assembly
Cellular component (GO): axoneme; ciliary basal body
Source: RefSeq, a predicted model, not a curated record